CACAUGAUGGACUGAGUGGUUUAGCCGAGGGCCUGCUGCCAACUCCAGUGGACGUACUUAAUAAGAAUUGAGGAGCCUUCCCAUCUGGAUGAUAAAUAGGGACAGUGUUAAUUGUAGAGGACAUAUAAUGACAAGCUGAGUGUUGUCAUCGGGCGGCGAGAUUUACCGCACAGCUAUUAAGGCUUGAAUGAUGGCCACCAUCUGUAAUGUCUAAACAAGACGCUUGACAUCCGUGUUGAAGAUAGCGUGGGACGUCCUGGCUACUACAAUGGAUACAGAGACUGGAAUCGAGACCCCUACGGAACAGGGUUAUUAUGCCACCAUCAACCCUCCUCUUUUGAACGCAAGUGUUCCGGCGGACGGAAGAAGUACUAUUGGUCAUACUCCUUUACAAGUUCCUAUUUAUCUCCAGGCCAUUAUUAUCACUAUGUAUUCAGCAAUUAUUAUUCUAUCGGUUGGAGGAAAUUUGACAGUGUGUUUUAUAGUGUUUCGGGCAAGGCGCAUGCGCACGGUAAUGAAUUUUUUCAUAGUGAGUCUCGCUAUGAGUGAUCUCUUGAUGGCCCUUUUGUGCAUCCCUUUUACGUUUGUUGCCAACCUCGUUCUAAAUUAUUGGCCAUUUGGCGACGUCUUGUGCCCCGUUGUUACAUUCCUCCAAUCAGUGACAGUUUUUCUCAGUUCUUUUACUCUCGUCGCUAUUAGUAUGGAUCGCUAUAUCGCCAUUAUUUACCCACUUCGGCAAAAAAUGUCGAAAAAACAAGCGUUCAUCGUAAUUGCUUUGAUCUGGUUCAUAGCUUUUAUCAUUCCCAUACCCACAGCAAUGUUUUCUUGGACACACAAAUACGUCAAUGUUUCAACAGCCCCGAAAUUUUGUCAGGAAAUGUUUGAGAAUCCUGAAGAUAAACGUUUGUACGGAACAAUGAUCAUGUUACUACAAUACUUCAUACCCCUCGUUAUACUCAUGUUUACGUACGGCCGGAUCAGCGCCGUCAUGUGGAUAGAUAGGGCGCCGGGCGAGGCCAUGACAACACGUGACCAACGUAUGACUGAAUCCAAGCGGAAGAUCAUUAAGAUGAUGAUAACGGUUGUUGUUAUUUAUGCGAUUUGCUGGCUACCCCUGCACGUACUGAACAUCGCAGGAGAUGUGGAUCCCAGCGUAUACGAUAUCAAAGGCAUGAACUACAUAUGGAUGACGUCACACUGGCUCGCUAUGAGUAACUGCAUGUAUAAUCCAUUCAUAUAUUGUUGGAUGAAUGCCAAAUUCCGCAAUGGAUUCCUGAAAGUGUUAAAUUGCUUUACGUGUGGAUUGGUGAAUGUGACUGACGAAAUAGAACUGCAACGAAUGAGGCGACAGGACACAUUGACAGUAACCACUUCCGUCUCUGUCAACGGAAGUUUAAGGAGGUUCAAUUCGUCAAAACGAAAGGAGGCAGCGACAUAUAACACAGAGUAUACAUCUAUUGCUGAAAAACGUUAGUGUAUGGAGUGUGACAUUGAAUUCAAGCGUUGUGUGUACAGAGAAACGUAUCAACCAUGUAUCAAUAUCUAUAAAGCGGUUUUACUUAUUUACUCGAAUAUCUCAGAAUUGGUCUCACAGUGGCUUUUGAGAUAAUUGAACGUUACAAAUGUGUUGGAAACCAAAUAUAUAUGGUCGGUUGAUUAGUUACGGACAACAUUACACAUAAUUACAAUGUUAUUUGGUGAAAACAGCCGUGUCGUACAUUCAAAUAUGAGUAAUAUGACCCAUUGUGACGACAUUAAAUCCAAAUGAAAUGACGUCAAAAGUUUCAAUGAAAGAAACGAAAGGAAGUCAAGAUUGCGGAAUUAUAUACCGGAAAAAAAUACUGGAAAAGGUUGUUUCUUUAAUUGCAAGAAUUCUUGAUUAUGUAAUAAAAUUGGGCUUCAGAUUUGUUUCCAUUUCAAACUAGAUUUUUUAAAUCCAUCACGAAUGUUUCCUUCCAGCUCUCUAGAGUCUUGUUUAAAUGGAGAGAAAAAAAUCCACACGUUUCAAAAAUCUGAAAUGAUUCUAUAUGUAUAAUGUAUAUAUAGUGUAUUUCUGCCUUCCAUUUUAAUGUGCAUAAAAGAGAAAUCGAGCAUUUUACAUUUAUUUGUAAAGUCCUCUCAUAUGUCAGAUUAAUCUAUUUAGCUCUUAGCAGGAACACUUACGAAAGACGGGUAAGAAUCUAAGAUAUCUCUCAAACAUGAAAUUCGAUGUUGAUUUCUUGUUUUGUAUAAACGAUGGAUACCAGUAUGUUAAUGCGGAAAACAGUCCGUACAUUUUGUACAGUCAUGCUUGAAUAUAAACAAAUUAUAUAUUCUGGGAAAUUAUAUAUCAUGUUUAAUGAAAUAAAUUAA
Mizuhopecten yessoensis (Yesso scallop) is the source of this 2352-nucleotide messenger RNA. Its product is annotated as RYamide receptor-like. Lineage: Eukaryota; Metazoa; Mollusca; Bivalvia; Pectinida; Pectinidae. Gene Ontology annotation, cellular component: plasma membrane; neuron projection. Gene Ontology annotation, biological process: G protein-coupled receptor signaling pathway. Bases 269 to 1474 code for a protein of 401 amino acids. The transcript has 3 exons. Gene Ontology annotation, molecular function: neuropeptide binding; neuropeptide Y receptor activity. The record is from RefSeq and is a predicted model, not a curated record.